Molecule: messenger RNA, 498 nt
Organism: Rhagoletis zephyria (snowberry fruit fly)
Lineage: Eukaryota; Metazoa; Arthropoda; Insecta; Diptera; Tephritidae
Source: RefSeq, a predicted model, not a curated record
AUGAGUGAAGCGACGAGUGAGCGAGACGACGAAGCUGAUCUCGAGGAGAACCUGGUCAGCCCUGGUGAAGGCGAUCUAGGGGCAAAUGACGAACUGGACUCGGACAACGAGGACGAAUCGUUGCUCGGUCUGGAGCCUUUGCCCUCGCUCAACAGCCUAAGUCACGGUUCAUCGCACCACGCCCUGUCAAGCAAAAGCUCACCGAUGUCUGCCAGCAGCUCAAUGAGUGAUUCCGGUAUUGGCUGUGGUGGCAAUGGGGGCUCCGCCAGUCUCGGCAUCGGCGAUCCUUCCUCGCCGACUCACGCGUCAGGCUCAGCGGGCAGCCUGGCAAAUGAUGAGAACCAGCCAGGUGGCACCAAAAGACGUGGGCCCCGAACCACCAUCAAGGCAAAACAACUGGAAACGCUUAAAUCCGCCUUUGCAAAUACUCCCAAGCCGACGAGGCACAUUCGCGAGCAGCUCGCCAGCGAAACUGGUCUCAACAUGAGAGUCAUCCAG